Molecule: messenger RNA, 1139 nt
Organism: Anolis sagrei ordinatus
Lineage: Eukaryota; Metazoa; Chordata; Lepidosauria; Squamata; Anolidae
Product: zinc finger protein 84-like
Biological process (GO): regulation of transcription by RNA polymerase II
Cellular component (GO): nucleus
Molecular function (GO): DNA-binding transcription factor activity, RNA polymerase II-specific
Source: RefSeq, a predicted model, not a curated record
UUGAAAGGAGCCCCCUGGAAACACCAACCCGGAAGUAGCUCCUGGGAAGUGACUGUUCCUGUUGGAGGCCAAAGGGACACAAGGACUGGGCUCUCCUUCUUGACUCUGGUAACCUCUGAACAAACUUUGUGAAGAACACCUUCUGAGAGCUUUGCCUUACGGAUGACCUAGGUCUGAAAUGAAGCACUGACACGAACACGAAAGGAAAUAUUGUGCUGUUAAAGAGUUCAUAUCGGUGAACUUAUUUAAUAAUAUUUGAAUCAUAAAUCUAAAAGAAUGGAAAAUAUUAUCCAUCCUGAUUCCACAUCACACGCAGGAAAGAAGCUACAUAAGUGCAUGGACUGUGGGGAAGGUUUCAGUGGGAGAAGUUCUCUUACUAAACAUCAACAAACGCACACAGGAGAGAAGCCACAUAAAUGUAUGGAAUGUGAAAAGAGCUUCAGUCGAAAGGGAAUUCUGCGUUUACAUCAAAGGACCCACACAGGGGAGAAGCCACACAAAUGCAUGGAAUGUGGUAAGUGCUUCAGUCCGAUUGGAAGUCUGCGUUCCCAUCAAAGGACCCACACAGGGGAGAAGCCACAUAAAUGCAUGGAAUGUGGAAAGAGCUUCCGUGUGAGUGGAGAUCUGCAUCGCCAUCAAAGGACCCACACAGGGGAGAAGCCACAUAAAUGCAUAGAAUGUGGAAAGAGCUUCAGACGGAUUGGACAUCUGCGUGCCCAUCAAAGGACCCACACAGGGGAGAAGCCAUAUCAAUGCAUAGAAUGUGGAAAGAGCUUCUCUCAGAGUGGAAUUCUGCAUGUCCAUCAAAGGACCCACACAGGGGAGAAGCCACAUGAAUGCAUGGAAUGUGGAAAGAGCUUCUCUCAGAGUGGAGAUCUACAUUCCCAUCAAAGGACCCACACAGGGGAGAAGCCGCAUAAAUGCAUAGAAUGUGGAAAAGAGCUUCAGUCAAAUUGGAUAUCUGCAUUCACAUCAAAGGACCCACACAGGGGAGAAACCAUACCAAUGCAUAGAAUGUGGAAAGAGCUUCUCUCAGAGUAGACUUCUGCGUUCCCAUCAAAAGACCCACACAGGGGAUAAGCCACACAAAUGCAUGGAAUGUGGAAAGUGCUUCAGUCAGAUUGGAAAUCUGCGUUGCC